AUCGCAGCGAAGGGGUGAUCAGGGGUAUGUUUUUUUUGGGUUGGGGUUAAUCGAUGCGGAGUUUACCCACAUGAUUGUACCGGAGACCACUGUUAGCUUAAUUAAAACGUGUACCAGGCUGUUUUAAGUUGGAGUCCGUGCACGUUUGAAUCCGAUCUGUUCUGACACGAUGGAUUCGCUGCUGUAUUUAGGAGGCUUGGUCGUUAUGCUCCUGCUGUGGAUCAAAGUCAAAGGUCUAGAUUACGUGAUCGUUCACCAGAGGUGGAUAUUUGUUUGUUUGUUCCUGCUGCCGCUCUCCGUCAUAUUCGAUGUGUAUUACUAUGUGCGGGCAUGGCUCAUUUUCAAGAUGUGCUCUGCGCCCAAACUGCACGACCAGCGCGUGCGAGACAUCCAACGACAGGUGCGUGAAUGGAGGAAGGAGGGGGGUAAGACCUACAUGUGUACUGGUCGACCCGGCUGGCUCACUGUGUCUCUCAGAGUGGGGAAAUACAAGAAAACCCACAAAAACAUCAUGAUCAAUAUGAUGGACAUACUGGAGGUGGACACAAAGAGGCAGGUGGUGAAAGUUGAGCCGCUGGCCAACAUGGGUCAGCUGACUGCUCUCCUCAAUUCUAUUGGCUGGACACUGCCAGUGCUGCCUGAGCUAGAUGAUCUCACCGUGGGUGGUUUGGUGAUGGGUACAGGCAUUGAGUCGUCCUCCCAUAUUUAUGGGCUGUUUCAGCACAUUUGUGUCGCAUAUGAACUGGUCCUAGCUGAUGGCAGUUUAGUACGCUGCACAGAGGAGGAAAACUCAGACCUGUUCCAAGCCGUCCCGUGGUCCUGUGGUACUCUGGGAUUCCUGGUUGCAGCUGAGAUUAAAAUAGUCCCUGCUAAACCAUGGGUGAAGCUGCGCUAUGAGCCGGUCAGAGGGCUGGAGAACAUUUGUAAACACUUCACUGAAAAAUCAGAGAACAAGCAGAACACAUUUGUCGAGGGCAUCCAGUACACUCUGGACAGCGCUGUAAUCAUGACAGGAACCAUGACUGACCACGCAGAGCCUGAUAAGAUUAACAGAAUCGGCCUACACUUUAAACCCUGGUUCUUUAAACACGUGGAGGGCUACCUGAAAGGAGACCACACUGGAGUAGAGUACAUUCCCCUGAGACAUUACUACCACAGACACACACGCAGCAUCUUCUGGGAGCUUCAGGACAUCAUCCCAUUUGGCAACAACCCGGUGUUCCGCUGGCUUUUUGGAUGGAUGGUUCCCCCUAAGAUCUCUCUGUUGAAGCUCACACAGGGAGAAACCAUCAGACGGCUUUAUGAACAGCACCACGUGGUCCAGGACAUGCUCGUACCCAUGAAGCACAUGCAGGCCGCCAUCACGUGCUUUCACCAGAACAUCAGUGUUUACCCUCUGUGGCUGUGUCCAUUCCUGUUGCCACCAGGCAGAGGGAUGGUUCAUCCUAACGGUCAAGAGGAGGAGCUGUAUGUGGAUAUCGGGGCUUAUGGAGAACCCAAAGUCAAACACUUUGAAGCCAAAGCAUCAACACGUCAGCUAGAGAAGUUUGUCAGAGAUGUGCAAGGGUUCCAGAUGCUUUAUGCAGAUGUGUACAUGGACCGGGCAGAGUUUUGGGAAAUGUUUGAUGGACAGCUGUAUCACAGACUGAGAGAGGAACUAGGCUGUAAGGAGGCUUUUCCCGAGGCUUACGACAAAAUCUGUAGAUCUGCUCGACACUGACCCCCAUCACUGUUGCCUGACCACAGCCCUGUAUCACAGGCACACCAAGGCACUGUUUACAACUCACGCCUGGUGACAGAUACUAGUGUUGGGAUGCUAAAAAAAGGUUUUACACAAAGAUACAUCUCAGAAUUUUCCACAGUGAAAAUAAGCUUUCCGCACACACUUAAACAAGCUAAAACACUACUUUUUGGCGAUCUGGCUGUGUAUGAAGAAGACCCCCCAUCAGUGUGAAACAGUAGCACAAGAAUCAUAAUGCUUUUAAUGAAGAAUCUAUUUUUUCCUUUUUCUGUAUAUUAUUUUAUCAUCCAUGGUCUCAUAUCAUCUGCAUCUUGACUCAAAACCUCGUGUAAUGUGUAUUUGUUGAGAGCAUAUUGCACCAAAUGUCUUACUUUUUACUUUUUUUUAAAAAUUGUUACUACCUAACUGCCCAAGUGCCAUACACUUUGAAAACAUGACCUCCUUAUUAGAAUCAUACAAAUAUUUUAAAAUACAUAUUUUUUGGAUAAUCUUCAGUGAAUUUUAAGUCCGGGGGAAAAAAAACAUGUUAAUUUAUAGGCUACCAUUUUGAUAUCAAAAGGAGAAAAUAUCACCUGAAAUGCGUAAGGUUUAAGAUUGAUUAAUUAAAAACUUUAUUCUACAAUAGAUUUGUCUCUUGCUUUUAAAAUGUACAUUAUAAAGAUGUUGGAAAUAAAACACACCAUGCUGCACUAUAAAAACAAGGAUCCACAGUCAUCACACACAUAGUCAAAGCUAACUUAUUUGCUUUGAACAGACUUAUUUGAAUUUAUUUGAAUAACAGCACAAUGCAAACCUAAUAUUUUAGUUUCUUUUGUUUGUCCUUAUUUAUCCCUCUCUUUCCUUUUUAAACGUGUUGGCAUAUGGUCAAAGCAAACUGGGUGCUCUGAAUAGUGAUUUCACUCAGGUUUACACUGGGGAGUUAUUAAAACAAUCUUUGUCUCUGCCUGACUAAUACUAUCUGAAUGUUAUGUAAAACCCAUCAUUGAAUGUAAUUUAAGUGCCUUUACUGAUGUACUGUACUUUUACUCUACUACAUUUUGGGGGAAAAUACUUUGCAGAUCCAGAUGAUUAAUACAAAUUUUAAAUAAACUAGUCGAUUUUGAUGUAU
This is a messenger RNA of Xiphias gladius (swordfish), 2849 nucleotides long. It is a transcript of the gene dhcr24, whose product is annotated as 24-dehydrocholesterol reductase. Gene Ontology annotation, molecular function: Delta24(24-1) sterol reductase activity; FAD binding. Bases 170 to 1720 code for a protein of 516 amino acids. The transcript has 9 exons. The record is from RefSeq and is a predicted model, not a curated record. Gene Ontology annotation, biological process: steroid metabolic process. Gene Ontology annotation, cellular component: cytoplasm; membrane. NCBI's taxonomy places the organism in Eukaryota, Metazoa, Chordata, Actinopteri, Istiophoriformes, Xiphiidae.